CCCGGAACUUACUAACCAGCGUUGGUUUUCAGGGGAAGACAAAAACGUGAAACACGAAGCUAGUUAGCUAUGUAGCAUGCGUUGCAUAUGAAGGCGGUUUUAAACAAGGUUGACACACUGGGUCAUGGUGUGAGGCCAUAGCAUGGCUGGCCGGAUCCCCCUCAUCCUGUUGGCAUGUGGCUCAUUCAACCCCAUCACACACCAGCAUAUGAGGCUCUUUGAGCUCGCCAGGGACCACAUGCACCAGACAGGUCUUUAUCAAGUGGUGGGUGGAAUUGUAUCUCCAGUCAGCGAUGGAUAUGCUAAACAGGGUCUUGUUUCAUCAAAGCACCGUCUGGCCAUGGCUAGACUGGGUCUGCAGAGCUCAGAUUGGGUUGCUGUGGAUGAAUGGGAAAGCCAGCAAGCUGAUUGGACAGAGACAGUGGUCACUAUGAGGUACCACUACAACCGUGCCGCAGAGAAACGCUGGCCAAGCACAAAGGACACACCUCUAGAUCGACCCUCUGCUUCUGGUCCUUCCCAGCUGAAACUGCUCUGCGGUGCCGAUUUCUUGGAAACUUUCAAAGUGCCCGGGCUGUGGAGGGCCGAGCACAUCGAGGAGGUGGUGGGCCACUUCGGACUGGUGUGCGUGAGCCGCAGUGGGUUGCAGCUAGAGCAAGCCAUCCACGAGUCUGACCUCCUCUACAAGCACCGACACAACAUCUUCUUGGUUCAUGAGUGGAUCCGCAACGAGAUCAGCGCCACUGAGGUCCGUCGAGCCCUGCGGCGAGGCCUCAGCGUCAAAUACCUUGUCCCAGACUCGGUCAUCAGAUACAUCACAGAGCACAACCUGUACACACAGGACAGCGAGCUAAAGAACAAGGGUGCUAAACUACGGCCCCUCACCAAGCAGACUGUACUGGACUGAGUCAUCCGCAAGAUCUUUGAUGUUCUUUGAGAUCUUUGAGAUUGAGGAGUAUUAUUUAUAUCAGCAGCUGUUUGGAAUCACCAUUUAGCUGUCGGUUCAUUCUUUCUUUUUGACCCAAUUUUUGGUGGUAGUAAAAUUUGAGCAUUACACGUUCAAGAUGAGUGGACGUUGUGGCUGUGUACACAAUGCCUUUUUGACCACUAGUUAGGAGUUGCAGAGAUGUUUAUUUUCUUAGAAGAAUCACAAAGCAUUGCACUUGAGCCAUUAUCGAACGUAUUUGCACAUCAUAGCUGAUGUAACAAAAGCUUGUGUCUUCAAAGAAGUAAAAGAAAUAUUCCCAAAGAA
Pygocentrus nattereri (red-bellied piranha) is the source of this 1252-nucleotide messenger RNA. RefSeq names its product nicotinamide nucleotide adenylyltransferase 3 (gene nmnat3). Lineage: Eukaryota; Metazoa; Chordata; Actinopteri; Characiformes; Serrasalmidae. The record is from RefSeq and is a predicted model, not a curated record. Gene Ontology annotation, molecular function: nicotinate-nucleotide adenylyltransferase activity; nicotinamide-nucleotide adenylyltransferase activity. The transcript has 5 exons. Bases 143 to 907 code for a protein of 254 amino acids. Gene Ontology annotation, cellular component: mitochondrion. Gene Ontology annotation, biological process: NAD+ biosynthetic process.